AUGAGUCUCUACUCAUCCAUGGUUUUGCGUCCUUCGUCUCUCGUCAUUGUACUGGCUUACGCUGCGCUGUUAGUUCUUACCACAUUGACGCCAUGCUGGUAUGUCAUGGUCACGCAACUAGAGCAGCGUGUGAUUUUGAAUUCAGAAACUGUUCUCUCCCAAUUUCAAUCCGAAAUUGAGCAUUCAGCUACACUGAUACACCCUAUAAAUUCGUCCUCAACCAAGGUCGCAAAAUUUUUGAGUUCAACUCUCAAAGCUGCUAACAUCUCAUUCUCUGAUAUCGUGACCAAGGUGGCUCCAUUAUUAUUUCAAGCAUUUGAGACGGUUCCUCACUUAGCCCAAAUCUCAUACAUGGGGAUGGAAGGUCUUUUUUUCUCGUACUACACUGAUAACGAUAAAGUUUUGGCAAUGUACUCAAACUCGUCAUUUCCUUCGACUUCUCCUUGGAGUGCCUCGAAAGCAAAAGUAUAUCAUAUUCAACCAGUAAAUCGUGACACUGGAGAGUUAUAUGGAGAAGCCAUAGUAUCUGAACCCUCUAUCAAUUCAAGUUUGUUUGCACAAGUGGUUAUAAAUAGUUCAAAUGGGCAUGCCUCAUUGGGAACCAAGUGGAACCACGCUCAUGAUCUUCUAUUCAUUAGUUCAGCUAGAAUCACAGGGGUUGGAGGGGUCUCUUUAGGUUUUCCAGCAACAACAAUAGCUAAUUUUUUAUCUCAUGUUGGUUAUCAAGGAGCAAGCUUGUAUUUGGCAACCAAAGAUGGAAAAGUUCUUGUAGAAGGGAUCCAAAAUACUAGUAUGGUUAUUUAUAAUGAUACGGUUUCCUUCCAAUCAGUGAAUGUUAAUGGUGAUCACACAAGUUAUUAUGAUGGCACUGUCUCAUGCAAAGGUGGAGAUGGGGAUGUUACUUCUAUUUUGAAUAUUCAGGAUACUGAGUAUUUAAUUCACUGCUCCCCCAUUGAUAUAAUGGGAAUAGAAUCGGUGUAUGUUUUGGCUGUCCCAAACAAUGGGUUGGUUCGCUAUGUUCACGAGAUUAAGAAAAAAGGAUUGACGUUAAUGACUGUGAUGAUGGUAAUGGCACUGGUUGCCAUGCUUAGUUUUCUAUUUACAAAUGUUAGAUUACUUAAGCGAGAAAUGCACUUGUGUGCGUCACUCAUCAAACAAAUGGAAGCUACCCAACAAGCUGAGCGGAAGAGUAUGAAUAAGAGCCAUGCUUUUGCUAGUGCCACCCAUGAUGUUCGAGCUUCGUUGGCGGGCCUUACUGGUUUGAUAGAGAUGUGCUACCAUGAAGUUGUCCCUGAUUCUGAAUUGGAGACCAACUUAAAACAAAUGGAUUCUUGUACCAAAGAUUUACUAGGACUCUUGAAUUCUAUACUUGAUACAAGCAAAAUUGAAGCGGGCAAAAUGCAGCUUGAGGAAGAGGAAUUUGAUAUAUUCCAACUCUUAGAAGAUGUGGUUGAUUUAUAUCAUCCCGUAGGUAUGAAGAAAGGUGUAGAGAUAGUGAUGGACCCUUGUGAUGGUUCUCUACUCAGAUAUUCACGAACCAAAGGCGACAGAGGAAAACUGAAACAAGUUUUGUGCAAUUUACUGAGCAAUGCAGUAAAAUUUACGAGUGAGGGGCACAUAGCGGUUCGAGCAUGGGCUCGGAAGCCAAGCUUGAAGAGCUCAUUAAACGCUACUAACCGAUACAGGUUAAAGAGACUUUUGUCAUGUGUUUUUUAUAGGAAAAAAGAAGCACUUGAUGACAUAGAGGCAAUCCAAUAUGAUCCAAAUUGUAUGGAUUUUACGUUUGAAGUGGAUGACACUGGCAUUGGAAUUCCCAAGGAGAAGUACAAGUCUGUAUUUGAGAAUUAUGUCCAAGUCAAAGAAACUGCUCUUGGCCAUGAAGGAACUGGCUUGGGACUUGGUAUUGUCCGGUCCUUGGUACGAUUGAUGCACGGAGAUAUUGGAAUUAUGGACAAGGACAUUGGCGAAAAAGGAACCUGCUUUAGGUUCAAUGUGCUCCUCACUGUACAUGAGACACAAACGAAUGGUGAAACUAUAGAGUGUUGGUUUGGAUCAAGAGGAAAUCAAGCUCAGGGACUAACCAUUCGCACUACAAGUCCUGCUUCAAGCAUGGGUUCCAUGAAUCCCAGGUUACCUAUCAUCAGUCCUAGUCCAAGACCUGAGGCUUCUCAAGUUGUUCUUUUGAUUCAAAAUGAAGAACGCCUAAGGACUAAUCAGAGGUUCAUGAAGAACUUAGGGAUCAAAGUUAAGGUUGUGAAGGAGUGGAGAGAUUUAUCUUACACUCUAAGGAAGAUCAAACAAAAGGGGCUCCAUUCCACUAGCCCAAGAUCUCCAUGGUCUUCUUCAGAUUCUCCAUCUACAUCUUUUGGAAGAGCCAGAGGAGUCCGUUUGAGUGCCAUGGAUGGAUCUGACUAUAUGAAUUCCAUCUUCAAGAAGACAGAUAUUGAAGCUACCAUGAGUUUCAUCCUGAUUGUGAUUGAUGCAAAUGCAGGACCAUUUUCAGAACUUUGCAUGGUGAUAUCUGACUUCAAAAGAGGCCUAAACAACCCUACGAGGGUUGUUUGGUUGGAAAAGCCACUUAUGCCUGGCGUUGACUUCAAAUUCCUUGAGGAGGAUGCUUCUCAUUCAAACGACAUUGUCUUGUGCAAGCCAUUUCAUGGUAGCCGUUUAUUCAAAGUUAUAAGGAUUCUUCCUGAGUAUGGUGGUGUUUGGCAGUGUAAUUCUAGUAUAGUAAAUAAAGAAAGGUAUCAAGCUUCCUCAAGUGCUCCUGAAGGUGCAAGUCAAAGUGUUGAAGGACGAAAGUAUGAUAGAUUUAAAGCAGGAAAAUUUCCAAUUCACCAAGGAGAAAUACAAGAAUGUGGAGGAUCAAGCAAUGGCAAAUCCUUGAGGGGUAUGAAAUUUUUGGUUGUUGAGGACCAUGUUUUGUUGCGUAGGAUAACUAAGGCAAAUUUGGAACGGCUUGAUGCGUCUAUCGAGGAAUGUGAGAAUGGUGAAGAAGCUGUUGGGCUAGUUGAAGAGGGUUUAACUCGGAAUUCUUCCAAUCCUCCAUAUGAUUACAUCUUAAUGGACUGCCAGAUGCCGGUAAUGGGUGGAUACGAGGCAACAAGGAGGAUAAGGGAGAUUGAGAAGCCCUAUGGCGUUCGCAUUCCAAUUUUUGCAUUAACUGCUAAUACGGGGGAAGAGGCAAAGUGGUCCAUAGAAGCUGGAAUGGACGAUCACUUAGUCAAACCCAUCAAUCAAGUGGCUUUACUUGAAGCAGUCAGAAACAUACAUAACAAACAGUGA
Messenger RNA from Abrus precatorius (Indian licorice), 3285 nucleotides. RefSeq names its product histidine kinase CKI1. Gene Ontology annotation, biological process: phosphorylation; phosphorelay signal transduction system. The transcript has 7 exons. Bases 1 to 3285 code for a protein of 1094 amino acids. The record is from RefSeq and is a predicted model, not a curated record. Lineage: Eukaryota; Viridiplantae; Streptophyta; Magnoliopsida; Fabales; Fabaceae. Gene Ontology annotation, cellular component: nucleus. Gene Ontology annotation, molecular function: phosphorelay sensor kinase activity.